Messenger RNA from Coffea eugenioides, 957 nucleotides. RefSeq names its product NDR1/HIN1-like protein 13. The record is from RefSeq and is a predicted model, not a curated record. Lineage: Eukaryota; Viridiplantae; Streptophyta; Magnoliopsida; Gentianales; Rubiaceae. The transcript has a single exon. Gene Ontology annotation, cellular component: plasma membrane. Bases 1 to 957 code for a protein of 318 amino acids.
AUGUAUCCUCAGCAUGAGACCAACCCCCAUUUUCUUCCACAACCACCAUAUCCACAGCUCCAAGAACAGAGGCCAAGGCUGCCGCCGCAAGGCCCUAGACAUCCUGAUGGCCAUUUUACUCAGCCUUCACCACGGCCACAUGAUACCCAUCACCCUCAUUUCCAACCACCCCUCCAGCCACGUCCAUCCAGACAUCACCUGCCGCAACCAGUUAUUCCACCCAAAACCAGGACUCAUCGUAAACAUGGAGGCGAAAUGCCCCUACCGCAGCUUCAUCAGGGAGGACAUCAUUUCGGCCAACAUGGUGAUGACCCAGAGCAGGACCCAAGGUCGCAACAAGGGCAGGGCCAACAGCGGCCAUCUCCUCUUCCAGUGAAUACUACACGUAAGGCUAGACCUGUAGCCUGGAUAAUUGCUGCAUUUUGUACUCUGUUUUGGAUCAUAGUCAUAGUGGCAGGUCUAGCAGUACUGAUCAUCUAUCUAGUCUAUCGCCCAAGGCUUCCAAAAUUCGACAUCUCAACGGCAACUCUGAAUGCAGCCUAUCUUGACACGGGGUAUCUUCUCGAAGCUGAUCUUACCAUACUAGCAAACUUCACCAAUCCAAACAAGAAAAUGAAUGUGGACUUCAGUUAUGUGAUAAUGGAUCUUUAUUAUGAAUCAAACUUAAUAGCUAGGAGAUAUGUUGAGCCCUUUACGGCACAUAGGGGUCAAUCCAUAUUUGAAGAUAUUCACAUGGUUACUAGUCAAGUUAGGCUUCCCAUUGCUCCAAGUCAAGGUCUGACGAGGCAAAUGAACAGUGGAGGAGUGAAGUUUGACGUGAAGGGUCUGUUCAGAGCAAGGUCGAACUUGGGUGGAGCGUUGAGGUAUUCUUAUUGGCUGUACACCCAUUGCAUUAUAACACUAACUGGUCCUCCCUCGGGUGUAUUGAUAAGCAAAAAAUGCACAACAAAGCGUUAG